Sphenostylis stenocarpa is the source of this 222-nucleotide messenger RNA. Lineage: Eukaryota; Viridiplantae; Streptophyta; Magnoliopsida; Fabales; Fabaceae. The record is from the annotation of a GenBank genome assembly.
AUGGAGGCAUGGUGCAGGCUUUUAGGUAGUGUUGUCAGGAGUGGACCAAGUGAGACCCAAACAAACCGAAUAUUUGCCUUCAGCCCUUCCAAAUACCAACACAGCAAACCCAACUCUCCACGCCUAACCCUCCCAAUGGCCAGAGUUUCGCUGGGCAUUAUGGCCGUAACUUCUCAAACUUCAAUCAGUAAAACUAGUUCAUUAGCACCAUCAGGUGUGUGA